CAGCCGGGGCCGCCUUCCCGCGGCGGCGAGGGCCGGGAGAAGAUGGCGGCGGCCGCGGGCUGGGCCCUGCUGGGCCUGGCGCUGUGGCUGUGCGCGGCAGCCGCGGCCGGCGAGCCGGAGGGGAAGCGGCGGGCGGGGCCGGCCAAGAAGAAGGACAUUCGGGACUACAACGACGCGGACAUGGCCCGGCUGCUGGAGCAGUGGGAGAAAGAUGAUGACAUUGAAGAGGGAGAUCUUCCUGAACACAAGAGGCCUCCAGCACCAAUAGAUUUCUCAAAAAUUGAUCCGGGCAAGCCUGAAAGUAUCCUGAAGCUGACGAAAAAGGGGAAGACUUUGAUGAUGUUUGUCACUGUGUCGGGAAAUCCCACAGAAAAGGAGACAGAAGAAAUUACUAGCUUGUGGCAGGGCAGUCUCUUCAAUGCAAACUAUGAUGUGCAAAGGUUUAUUGUUGGCUCAAAUCGUGCCAUCUUUAUGCUACGCGAUGGCGGUUAUGCCUGGGAGAUCAAAGACUUUCUGAUAAAUCAAGAAAGGUGUGCAGAUGUUACUCUGGAAGGUCAGGUUUAUCCUGGAAAAGGAGCAGAAGAAAAUGAGAAAGGGAAAAACAAAACAAAACCUGAAAAAGCAAAGAAGAAAAAAGAUGCAGACAAGAAAUCUAAUGGCAUCAAAGAGGACAACCGAGCAACCAAACAGAGAGAGGAUCUAUGAUGGACGCGUUAACCAGACUGGAUACUGCUCUGCUGCUGCUUGAAGGGAAACUAAAUUUCUGUACAAUUCCUGGGUUUAUUGGAGUGGAAGGAAGGAUGCAGAGAUUACUGAGGUUGAAAGACUUUUAUGUUGAAAUUCACCAGUUUACUUAUU
Falco peregrinus (peregrine falcon) is the source of this 858-nucleotide messenger RNA. RefSeq names its product mesoderm development LRP chaperone (gene MESD). Gene Ontology annotation, molecular function: low-density lipoprotein particle receptor binding. The transcript is spliced from 3 exons. Gene Ontology annotation, biological process: protein folding. The record is from RefSeq and is a predicted model, not a curated record. The coding region runs from base 43 to 705 and encodes 220 amino acids. Lineage: Eukaryota; Metazoa; Chordata; Aves; Falconiformes; Falconidae.